AUGUAUCACUACGAUAUACCCCUUCGACGCUCAUUCGCAAACUAUGCGAGACCGGUGCGAUACAUGGCUCGCAACCUAAUCAAAUUUACAGAUAACCUUUACACAUGCUCUUACCUUUUACCUGAGGUACACAUUCCACAGCCCCUAUGGGACCGCUCGGUACAAAGUAAGUUCCACUCCGCCAAUGAAUUGGCUGUCAAGUACCUGGAGAUUAAAAGCUACUGCAACACCUAUGUCUGUGAGAAGCUCUGUGAGAAGAAGACUCAGGAGCUUGUUCGAAAAGCACGCCUGUCUCAAUCCAGUGCUUGGUCUACUGUAACGUCUGCUAUAGAAGAUCUCAAUGAAACCAUCGAGAUUGCUAGAGGUCAGAUUGACCGCUCUGAAGUAGAGUUAUGGAGGGCCAUUAGAGGAGUAGAGAAGCAUCUUAAAUUUGUUCUUACCCUUGGUGAGACUGUCAGUACUGAAUCCAUCAAGGAAGUAGAGUCUCACUUGAGUGGGCGGUUAUCCACUUGGGAAGCGGCAAGAGCACCUCGUCUUAAAAAGCGAGUGCCUUCUGCCACCAAAAUUUCUACUAAUCCUCGUGAUACACAAGGAACUCGUCCUAGCAGCUCACACCAGCAAAAGGUAAGUAUUCCAACUACAACCAAACACUCCUAUGAGAAAAAAACACCUACUCGAUCAUUACGAACUACCAUUUUCUUUGAUGGUGUUUACAGAUGCGUGCGCACUAGUUUGGCUCCUGGUGUGAGCCAUACCUCUUCUCCCACGAUUCACGCUGUGGCUGGUGGUACAAUUGAGGGACAUUCGCAAGAUCUAUUUAAUACCAUUCGUAGACGACAGGGAAUUAGAACCAGCGACUACCUGAGCGCAUUUGACUUGAAUUCUGCUGCUAUUGUUAUCAAGUCUCCUGGUAGAUCUGGUUCCGAUUUGCUCUACACUGAAGACGGUAAGUACAUCAUUAAGACAAUUCCCAGUUCCGAACACAAAGUGCUGAUUGACUUGUUACCCUCAUAUGUUAAGCACCUUGAGCGACAUAAGAAUAGUCUUUUGCCAGUAUUCCUUGGUCACUAUACCCACGAAAAUAAUGGCAAGCGAACUCAUUUCGUUGUGAUGAAGAAUUUGUUCUCAGGACACAGCCAGGUUGACAGAGUCUAUGAUCUUAAGGGGUCUACGUACAAUCGAGCCGUUGACGAAAAUACAGACAAUGUUGGUCGGUUGGUGUACAAAGACAUUGAGUGGAUGAAACACAAGGAGGCUAUUCACAUGAAUGAUGAAGAAAGAACAAAGGUCGUGAUCCAGAUGAUGAACGAUGUUGCAUUCCUGAAGAGAAAUAACAUCUUCGACUACUCCAUGCUGGUUGGUAAGUACGAUGAGAGUAGAAAGAGUGUAAUGGGAAUCAUUGACAUUUUGACACCCUAUAACAAACCACAAGCUCUGAAGAGAACAGCAUUGGGAUUGCUCCAUGAUCCCACCACUCUUAGUUGUAUGAGACCUGGCGACUAUGCAGCAAGGUUCUUCAAUUUCAUGGAAUCCACAGUGGUGCCCACGGUUAGCACUGGCAGAGCCAACAAACACCACAGAUAUUAA
Molecule: messenger RNA, 1587 nt
Organism: Sugiyamaella lignohabitans
Lineage: Eukaryota; Fungi; Ascomycota; Dipodascomycetes; Dipodascales; Trichomonascaceae
Gene: MSS4
Product: 1-phosphatidylinositol-4-phosphate 5-kinase
Exons: 1
Coding region: 1-1587 (528 amino acids)
Biological process (GO): phosphatidylinositol metabolic process
Molecular function (GO): phosphatidylinositol kinase activity
Source: RefSeq, a predicted model, not a curated record